UCUCCAGUGUGGGUGUGGCUGUGGGGCUUUGUGUCCAUCACCAUCAUCAGCCUGCUGUCUCUGCUGGGCGUGGUGCUCGUACCCAUCCUCAACCAAGCCUGCUUCAAGUUCCUGCUCACCUUCUUGGUGGCGCUGGCAGUGGGCACGCUCAGUGGCGACGCUCUCCUCCAUCUGAUGCCCCAUUCUCAAGGGCAGCACGACCACGGCGAGCAUGCCAAGGGCGAAGAAGAAACCGAUCUGGCAACAGCCUUCGAUGGAGUGUGGAAGGGCCUCACAGCGCUGGCUGGCAUCUACCUCCUCUUCAUCAUCGAACACUGUAUCGGCAUGUUUAAGCACUACAAAGACCACAGGGACAUGAAGAAGGCGAGUGAGGAGGGCAAGAUCGGCAGGAAGUUGUCAGAUCACAAGUUAAACCGCCGCUCAGAUGCAGAGUGGCUGCACCUGAAGUCCCUCAGUGAAGACCCCGACAGCACCGCCGUCUCCUGCGACAACGGGCACAACGACACGCAGCUCACCGAGAUCCAGACGCCCGACUCUCCCACCAACAUGACGCCACUUGCGCCCGCGCACCCCCAACAAGACCGCCAGUCACCCACCAAGGAGAAUGGACGCAAGGCCAAGCAGCGCGGCCACGGACACUCGCACGGACACGGGCACUCUCACGGUGGGAACUGCCACUCAGACCAGGAGAUGAAGGACGCUGGGAUAGCCAGCAUCGCCUGGAUGGUCAUCAUGGGCGACGGCAUGCAUAACUUCAGUGACGGCCUGGCGAUAGGUGCAGCAUUCAGUGCGAACCUGACGGGAGGCAUCAGUACAUCAGUGGCUGUUUUCUGCCAUGAAUUACCUCAUGAACUCGGUGACUUUGCGGUGCUGCUGAAAGCGGGGAUGUCAGUGAAGCAGGCCAUUGUCUACAAUCUGCUGUCCGCCCUCAUGGCCUACGUUGGCAUGGUGAUUGGCACAGCUGUGGGCCAGUACACACACAAUGUCACCAGCUGGAUCUUCGCCAUCACUGCCGGCAUGUUCCUUUAUGUGGCUCUGGUGGAUAUGCUGCCAGAAAUGCUUCACGGGGACAGUGAGGACCACAAGCGCUGCCAGCUGGGACACUUUAUGCUGCAGAACCUGGGCCUGCUGACCGGGUUCAGCAUCAUGCUGCUCAUCGCCAUCUUUGAAGACCAAAUCGUUUUUGAUUUUGGCUUCGACUAGAGGCUGGGGAUGGUUGCGGAGAGGGGGGUGGACAAUAUUGUUCUUCUUGGCCUUAACAUGCAUUGUUUGCGACGGCCCAGUCUUGCAUGCAACGUGAGUCUCAUUCAUGACCCGUGCCUCCAUUCCAAACAUUCAGCAGUAGCUUAUAAACACUCUGCUCCUCCAUCACCUCUCCUCCGUCAGCUCCAAUCUGUCUGCUCCCUGCGAAGCAAAAAAAAAAAAAAAAAGAAAGAAAGGAAAGAGAAUGAAAUGAAUGAAGGAUUAAAGAAGAGCGAGGGAUGCACUCCAGCAGGAAAACACCUCCUCUGCUCUGAACUGGUCUGAAACUCCCAUCAAAAGAAGAGCUGUUGGUUGUGAAGGUGGUGCAGGACGCCUGUGUUCCUGCAGAGGCAGCUGUCACGGCCCAGCAGCUCGCCGCCUAUGCACCGUCACCUGUUAAUGUGUUGUCGCCGUAUCCUUCCAACCCCCCUCAACCUCCUUGUCUCUUAUCCACUCUUAACUGUGUCCCGUCAUCCAUGCCUCGUACAUCUGUGGUGUGUGUUCCGCCCGCCAUCCAUCAUCGGCUUUAGAUGUCGUCACGCUGUGUAUGAAACAUCUCGCGUCUCUCUGUGCCAAGCCCUGGCCACUGGAGCAGCAGAACCGCCGCCGCUCCACACACCGUCACCGUGUCCUUACAGAGACGGAGAACUCACUUUAGCUAGCUGCUACGUCUGGAAUAAGCCUUUUAGCUCGUGUUGCUUCACCUGCAAAGUGUGUUGACGGCUAGAAGCUGCAGUGUCAAAAUAGUAAAGCGUUCCCCUGACUUUGUUUGUUUUUUUUUGCAACAACUUUCUCCAUUUAUUACUUCAGAGUUAUAUUUUAUUGUCUGAUUUGAUCUUUGGGAUUAUUAAACCUUUGUAGCUCAUAGUGAUAGCUAACACAGCUGCCAAAGCCUUUACAAACUAGAAAGCCUUAUGACUGUUUUUGUUUAGAAACUAGAUGACACAAAUGUCUGACCAGUUCUUUUUAAGGGUUUGACAAUCUGUAGGCAAAAGGAGGCAUAUCCUUGUUAGGUCUUUUAAAUUAUGUCUUUCGUUAUAAGAAUCAGCAGCUUGAAAAUGUGAAUUCCCAAAACCUAGUUAUUCCCGUCUUCAUCAAAGUGUUGUAGUUUACUAGAUGUAUUUAAGGUGCUAAAAGCUGCGUUGUCCAAUCGGACCGCCCUGCAGUGGACAUUUAAUUACAGCAGGAGGUUGAUUUGUCACACUAAUGCAGUUUUGUUUCCUAUACUGUAAUUACAGGAGGUCUUUAUAGUGUCAGUAGUGCAGCAGCUAAAACGUUUGUUCCUGCUAAAAAUUUAUUUGGUGAGUACUUUUGUCAAGGAAUCAACGAGCCUCCUCACAAUCUGAGACAGACCGAGCAAAAGACAGUACUCCUGUAUCACAGCACUUCUAUUGGAUGUUUAACCCGCGUUAUCAAACCAUGUGGUAAAGAUUAUUAUUUUGAUCUUUUUACAAGCAUUCCUCAGGUAGCUUUCUGAGGAUGUACAUCAUCAUUACUCUGCUGACUCUGACCCCUGUGCCAAAACUGUGGAUUUUCAGUGGCUGGUGCUUGACACUGACCCGCCCCCCCCCUCUUCCCUUUUAGCCCUGACAUUCCAUUGGCUGUACUGCGGCUCACACGCUAAGCUAGGUAGCCUAGCUUCAGCUGCUGGAGCACACAGAUGUUGUGUGUGGCUUCAUUUAUCCUGUCACUGUGUGACAUCCAUCGUCUAUGUCUUAACUGGUUGUAAAUCAUCGUCAGUCACGAAGUCAUGUGAUUGGUCUGACAGAAUCAUGCAUGAAGCAUGAGUGAAACGGUACAGACGUUGUGUCGAGUGUAAAUUUAUUUUCAUUCUUUGUACUGCAAAGUUAAAGUAUCGACAACCUUUGUUACUUUUUAAAUUAAGUCCGUGUGAAGAUCGUGAGAUGUUCUUUGGGGUGUGACCGGUGUUAUGAGCCUUUUUGAAAAAUGAUUCACGUGUGUGUGAGUACGCACCUUAUGCAUCAGUUCUUUACUUUUGCAGGCAUUUUAUUAUUUUCAUCUUCAUAUUUAAUGUUAGUGCACACAGGACCUGAAUGUAUCUUCAGUUUGCUCUUACACCAAGUAAAGUUCAUCAUUUUUUCGAUAAAAUAUAAGUUUGACAUUUAUUCAGUUGUUUUCUACAAUAUUAAUUUUGAUUGUGACAUUUUUUGAAACAGUAUUUCUCCUGAGUUCCUGUAUUAUCGGUAUAAUUUAAAUCAAAUCUGUACUGUCAAGUGUUCGAUAAGAGUUAGUGACACUUAAAGAAACUACGCCCCAAAGUUUCUUCACUGUUUAUCGGGCAAAGAAUUGUCUGUAAAAUGAAGGCCCAUGAUUGUUCUCAUUUUUGCUUUGUUGUAUGUAGAUUUGUUUAGCAAUCUGGAUAUAAAAUGCAAAAUGUGACUUCUUUGCUGUUUGCCUGUCUGUACAUUCUCCCCAUUACGAAAGAAAAAUAAACUCUGAAAAGAU
Messenger RNA from Micropterus salmoides (largemouth bass), 3708 nucleotides. Its product is annotated as zinc transporter ZIP10-like. The record is from RefSeq and is a predicted model, not a curated record. The annotation marks the transcript as partial. Gene Ontology annotation, molecular function: zinc ion transmembrane transporter activity. NCBI's taxonomy places the organism in Eukaryota, Metazoa, Chordata, Actinopteri, Centrarchiformes, Centrarchidae. Gene Ontology annotation, biological process: zinc ion import across plasma membrane; positive regulation of B cell receptor signaling pathway; intracellular zinc ion homeostasis. The transcript has 7 exons. Gene Ontology annotation, cellular component: membrane.